AUGCUUCAAUCCGAGAGAAAGCGCCCAGGUCCAGGAACACAAGAAAAUCAGUCGCAGCGGACCUGUGCAAAGACAGAUCAUGGCUGGAUUGAGAGAUUGCGUAUAUUUCAGCACUGGUAUCAACUACCGGUUGGUGACGGUGUAGUUUGUGCCUUGGUGGUUACACGACAUGGUAGACCGACCGUCAACGAGAAAUCCAGAUUCCUUGAUACGGGUGCAUCGCAAGCAAUUACCGUAGCGGGGACUAAUAUUUUGGUGCUUGCGCUUUGGUGGUGGAGUGCGGGUGCAGCCGCCGAUCUACGCACUAGAGUGGUGGGCCCGGAGACGGGUUACUACGGCGGUUGGCGAGCGGACAGAAGGGGACUGGGAAAGAUGGGAAAAAGGAGGAGACAGUCUGGGGAAAGGAGAGGGAAGCAUGGCUUCACGCUUAUGGACACAGAGGACGCAUUGGCGGCCGCUGUUGGCGGCGUGACGGCGCGAAGUGCAGGAAGGUCGGCGUCCAUUCCGCUUUCUUGGAAACGGAUUUCGAUGGCUGGCUGCUCGAAACAUCGAGGACCAGUGAAAGAAGCCUUGGCUUAUUACCAUUUUCGUUUCCUGUUUGAUCAAUAA
Aaosphaeria arxii CBS 175.79 is the source of this 609-nucleotide messenger RNA. RefSeq lists its product as uncharacterized. The record is from RefSeq and is a predicted model, not a curated record. Lineage: Eukaryota; Fungi; Ascomycota; Dothideomycetes; Pleosporales. Bases 1 to 609 code for a protein of 202 amino acids. The transcript has 5 exons.